AUGGAGAUAGAACCCAUAUUACUAGCGGAGCCAUGCAUAGUUCAAAGCAAGAGAAGCAAGGUCGUUGAAGAUAACAGCAAGGUUGUCGUUUUGUCAAAAACAAGUGUCUUGUCAGAAACAUCUCAGGAUUUUUGCAACCACUCUGAGUCAUUUGAAAAGCUGGUACGGAUUGGCCUCCCCUGCAAUGACUCUGUUGAAGAAAAACUCUGUUGGCUUCGGUCCCAGAUGAUAGGCAACGAUGCUGAGUUCGAUUCUCCGUUUGGAAGAAGAAAACUUGUGUAUGCUGAUCACACUGCUUCAGGCCGCAGCUUACAUUACAAUGAAAACUUCAUCACCGAUCAUCUUCUUCCUUUCUAUGGUAAUACUCACACUUGUGACAGUUACGUGGGAAGCAGGACAACAAAAAUGCUGCAUGAAGCAACCACAUACAUUAAAAGUUGCCUUGGCGGUGGAGAAGAAGAUACAAUCAUAUUCUGUGGUUCCGGCACAACCGCAGCCAUCAAGAGGCUCCAAGAAGUAAUGGGAAUCACGGUGCCCUCGAUUUUGAGGGAAAGGGUGGUAAAGAGCCUUGGCAAAGAAGAAAGAUGGGUGGUGUUUGUGGGGCCCCAUGAGCAUCACUCAAACCUCCUUUCAUGGCGGCAAAGCUUGGCUGAAGUGGUUGAGAUUGGUCUUGAUGAUGAAGGCUUGUUGGACAUGGAUGCCCUGAAGCUACAGCUUGAGGCCUACAAAAAUACCAACAGACCAUUGUUGGGAUCUUUUUCAGCUUGUAGCAAUGUCACCGGGAUACACUCCGACACGCGAGCCAUUGCUCGUCUUCUUCAUCAGUACAACUGCUUUGCAUGCUUUGAUUUUGCAGCAAGUGGUCCAUACGUGGAAAUUGACAUGAGAUCAGGGCAUAGUGAUGGGUAUGAUGCUGUGUUCCUGAGUCCGCAUAAGUUUCUUGGUGGUCCUGACUCCCCUGGUCUGCUCCUCAUGAACAAGGUCCUUUACCGUAUAGGAUCUUCACCUCCCUCCACUUGUGGAGGUGGAACUGUUACCUAUGUCAAUGCCUUCAAUGAAAAGGAUACAUUAUACUUGGAGAACAUAGAAGAAAGGGAGAGUGGAGGAACCCCUCCAAUAAUCCAGACAGUUAGAGCAGCCUUGGCAUUUUGGGUGAAAGAAUACAUUGGCUAUGAAGAGAUUGAGAAAAGAGAACAGUUGUACAUUAACAAGGCACUUAAGAGGCUUAUCUCCAAUCCCAACAUUGAGGUUCUAGGAAACACAAGUACCAAGAGACAAGCUAUAUUGUCAUUUCUCAUCUACACUAACACCAAUUCUUAUUCCCAAGGACGUGAUGAACUUAACUUGUGGGCAGAAACAGGAUGCAAAAGAGGCUUGCCACUUCAUGGCCCUUUUGUUGCAGCAUUGCUCAAUGAUCUCUUCGGCAUCCAAGCUCGUGGUGGUUGCGCUUGUGCUGGUCCUUACGGCCAUGAGCUGCUCCAUAUCAACAAAUCUCAAUCACUUUCUAUUAGAUCAGCUGUUCAAAAGGGCUAUGUUGGAGUGAAACCUGGAUGGACCCGUGUUAGUUUCCCUUAUUACAUGAGUGAAGAGGAUUUUGAAUACAUUCUAAGUGCCAUUGAAUUUUUAGCUGUAUAUGGCCAAAGGUUCCUUCCUUUGUAUAGCUUCAACUUGAGAAAUGGCAGCUGGAGAAUAAAGACAGAGGAAUUUGAGGAAAAAACCAAGAAAAGCAAUGGCAAAUUCCCUACUAAAUUGUUGGGAAAAACUCCAGAAGAAAGAAAGAACCAAUCAUACUUUGACGUUGCUAAAUCCAUUGCCAGUGAUCUCCCAAAGCUCCCUUCCGAGGGGAUACUCAGUUUAAAUGUGGAUCCCAAUGUUAUAUGCUUUAGAAUUUGA
This is a messenger RNA of Arachis duranensis, 1893 nucleotides long. RefSeq lists its product as uncharacterized. The record is from RefSeq and is a predicted model, not a curated record. The transcript has 5 exons. NCBI's taxonomy places the organism in Eukaryota, Viridiplantae, Streptophyta, Magnoliopsida, Fabales, Fabaceae. The coding region runs from base 1 to 1893 and encodes 630 amino acids.